Lepidothrix coronata (blue-crowned manakin) is the source of this 6242-nucleotide messenger RNA. RefSeq names its product LON peptidase N-terminal domain and ring finger 3 (gene LONRF3). The coding region runs from base 1 to 2226 and encodes 741 amino acids. The record is from RefSeq and is a predicted model, not a curated record. Lineage: Eukaryota; Metazoa; Chordata; Aves; Passeriformes; Pipridae. Gene Ontology annotation, molecular function: protein binding. The transcript has 13 exons.
AUGGGCUCGCACCUGCCGCCGCCGCGCCCCGAGCCCCAGCUGGUGCUGCAGCUGGCGGCGGGGGCUCUACAGGCGCAGAACUUGGAGGCGCCGGGCGGCGGCCUGGGGCCCGAGUGGCAGGUGCUGCUCGGGCGGGCGGACGCGCUGGCCUUCGGCGGGCGGCUGCACGAGGCGCUGCCGCUUUACCAGCUGGCGUCCCGCCACCAGCAGCUGCGCGCCGAGCAGCUGGAGAAGCUGGUGGAGUGCCUGGCGCAGAGCGUCCGGAUCAAAGAGGGGCUGCCCGCCGCCGGACACCCCGCGGCACCCCGCGAGUGGGACGUUUUCAGGUGCCGCAAGUGCCAGGGCUUCCUCUUCGAGCCCGUUUCCUUGCCUUGCGGACACACGUUCUGCAAAAAGUGCCUGGAGAGGGACCGGGCGCCCCAGUCCCGCUGCGUCCUGUGCAAGGAGGCGGGCGGCGCGGCGGCCGGGCAGCUCCUGCGGGUCAAUGUCAUCCUCAGCAACCUGCUGGCCAAGUGGUUCCCCUGCCAAGUGAAGGCUUCGCAGCUCCGGCACGAAGGGAACCUCCUCUACAAGGAGAAGAAGCUCCAAGCCGCCCUGCAGAAGUACAACGAAGCGGUCAGCCUAGCUCCAAAUGACCACUUACUAUAUAGCAACCGGUCCCAGAUUAACUCCACUUUGAAAGCUUGUGAAGAUGCAUUGCACGAUGCAGAAACAGCGUGCAGGCUCCAGCCAUACUGGUUGAAAGGUCACCUGAGGAAAGGACAGGCAUUAGCUAAUCUGGGGAAAACAGAAGAAGCUUUAAGAGAGUUUCUAUUCUGCCUUGCUCUAGAUACUGGGAACAAGACAGCCAAGUCUGAGGCACAAAAGCUUCUACUUAGUUUGUUUUCACUCAUCCCGGGAAAUGCUCAGGAACACUUACCCGAUAUCCUGCAGCUGUUGUCACAUCACUCUAGAUUAAAGGGGAAUCUCCUAAAUUCAGUGGGAUCUGGAGGCACCAGCCAUAACCUACAAAGGUUGCUCAAGGUAAAUGUGGAACAGAAAAAGGGUUUUUCCAUUCAAGAGGAACCAAAUGUAACUACUUCUGGUAGUUUGAGGAAAUCGAUACAAACCACAGAGAGCAAAAAGGACUGCUCGGAGGAGGAGAACAAAUUCACCUCCAUGCCAGAGUCUGCUUUACUCAUUUCUGAGAAAUGCAGCCUCCUGAAAAGGAAGUGCUGCUCGGAGGAGUUGCGAAACGCUGAGGUACCCUGCAAACUGAUGAAGAAAGAUACAGUUGAUACUAAGGAAAAUAGUACUGGACAACAUAUUCCAUUUGAAGUUGUGGAUCCAUCAGAUUUGGACUGCUCCCUGUGUAUGAGGCUCUUCUAUGAACCUGUCACUACACCUUGUGGACACACCUUCUGUCUCAAAUGUCUGGAGAGAUGUCUGGAUCACAACCCAAAAUGUCCCCUGUGCAAGGAAGGGCUCUCAGAGUGCUUGGCUAUGAGGAAAUAUUGUAAAACAGUGCUAAUGGAGGAGUUAAUAGCCAGAUAUCUUCCAGAGGAACUCACUGAAAGAAGAAAGAUUUAUGAAGAGGAAAUAGCAGAGCUUUCCAACCUAAAUAAGAAUGUUCCCAUAUUUGUCUGCACAAUGGCUUAUCCUACAGUCCCAUGUCCUUUGCACAUCUUUGAACCAUGUUAUCGCCUGAUGAUUCGGAGGUGCAUGGAGACUGGCACCAAACAAUUUGGGAUGUGCAUCAGCGACCCUGUAAAGGGGUUUGCAGAUUAUGGCUGCAUUCUGGAGAUAAGAAAUGUUGAAUUCUUUGCUGAUGGUCGCUCUGUUGUAGACAGCAUUGGCAAGAGGAGAUUUAAGGUGAUCCAGCACAGCCAGCGUGAUGGAUAUAACACAGCAGAUAUUGAGUACAUUGAGGAUCAAAAGGUGCAAGGACAAGAAUAUGCUGCAUUACUUGUUCUCCAUGAUUCUGUCUAUGAUCAGGCAUAUAUGUGGUUUAACUCCCUCAAGCAAGCACUCAAAAGUCGAAUUCUCAGUCAUUUUGGUCCAAUGCCAGCUAAGGAUCCUGACCCACAGGCUAACCCUAAUGGGCCAGCCUGGUGCUGGUGGGUCCUGGCUGUCCUUCCACUUGAGAACAGAGCUCAGCUCCCGUUCCUUGCCAUGAAAUCCCUCAAAGACCGCUUGAAUGGCAUCAGACGUGUCCUUACGUUCAUGUCUCGUACAAGAUCACGGUGAUGAACGGAGGAUAACUUGAAGUUGAAUUUGUAUCUGAACUCUUUCUUGCAAAAAUGGACAAUGGCUACAAAGUGCGAAGAAAGAGCCACAAUAUAUGAAAAGUGGCUUAUCCUAGAGAAAACUGGAAGUACUGGUGUCAUUUCAUUGUAGGUUAAUACACAGACUUUUUUUUUUUUAAUCAACUCUUGUUGCUGUUAAGAUGAGUUUUAUUUCUUUUAAUUGUUUGGUGGGGUUUGGCUUUGGAGUGUGUGUAUGGGACGGGGAGGGGGGAGUUAUUUUGACCUGUAGGACUCAGAGGGCAGUUUGUGUCACAUAAGAAGGAAUAUGUUGUAAUAAAUGCUAUUUAUUUCACCCCAAUCUUCAGGUUUCUGUUAGCUUCAAAUCUCUACCCAGCCGUUGCAUUUCUCUUAAGAGACUGGGUAGUGUUGCUAAUAAUAGUUAACUCCCAAGGAAAACAAGUGAAUUUUAGCAUGAUUACUGCUAGCUAUAAAGCAGGUAAAAAUAGGGCAGAAAUGAGAACAGGAAGUAUCUUGGUUUUGAUUUUUUUUUUUUUUAAAUCAACGGUUCCUAUACUUGUUUUGCUGCUUUUAUUGCUUACAGUGUACCACUUUCUGGGACUGCUUGUACCUCCAUCUGACUUGGGCUUUCACUGAUUUCAAUGCGAGCAAAACUGGGCCUUUUAUUCUAAGCUACUGUUUUCCUUUUCAGUGGCAAAAGCUAGAAUGAAGUGAGAAUGUUAUGGAAUGCUACACAUUUCUUUGGGGUUUUUUUUACCCAGGAUAGUACUCUGCCAUUUCAUACAUUCUUUAUGAAAAAAUGCAGUAGAAUUUAAUGUCAUUUUUCUGGGUGUUUUUCCAUCUCAUCAGAAAUAUUUAUUAGUUAAAAGUAGUUUCCAUACUGUUACGUUUUCAUAAAACUACCUUCGUUCCCCUUUUUGUUAAAUUCCAUAGAACAUUUCCAUAAGGGUACCAAAGCAACGAAUGGAAGACAAACAUGUUUGACCUUUGUGAUAAACAUGGAAUGUGUAUCCUGUUUGCAUUGAGCUACUCUAGAAAUACUACAGCUUCCUUCCUCACUGCUAGAUUCCUGCAUUUCUUCCAUAAGGGUACUUGACAUGCUGUAAACAAUCUAUAAAAAUACCUUCAUGUUCUGAACAGUAUCAAGUAUACAGUGGCUGACACCUGCUAUGGCAUUUGUCUUCAUAAAUCAAUAAUGAAGUGAUUUCCACUUGUUUGGAAGUGAAGCUGCAUUCAAUGCAAUUCUUCCACAAACCAUUAUGUAUUAUUGCAUAACGUAAGGGCCUCAUAGUGCUCCCAUAGGAAAAAAAGCUGUCACUUUGUUACUCUUAUCUGUGAGAAAAGGACCUUAAAUAUUUAAUUUAAACUGUUUUCUCACUGAUGUCAUUAUUGUUUUUCCCUGCAUGCUAUGUAUUCUACAUACUCAUUCUGCCAAUUUUGUUGUUUUAGAAACUGUCAUGGAAAGAAUCCUUGAUUUUAAAAGUGAAUAUUAUCUUUUCUGUUAGCCUUGACUGAAGCUGCCAGAAUUUCCUAAGCAGAGACUCUCGUACAUGCCCUGCAUCAUGAACACCCAGUGCAUUUGCUGCCACCUGGAAACACUGGACCUACUGCAUGUAAUGCAAACAGGUGAUCUGCACGUGCACAACAAAUCAAACACAUCAAAAAGUUCAUCUCUACACGUACAGUAGCAUUCUGUACAGAGCAUAGCAUGCUCUAUGGCCACACAUCCUAGAUUAAUGGCUGUAGUCUACAAAUUCCAUCAGAAGAAAAAAACAAUAUCGAGAAAGAAAUUUGUUAGAGAACACAAACCUGUCCAGAAAAAGCUGGACAAGGGACAGCCCUAGCCUGCAAUAAGUUGAGAUGGUAAAGUUUCAGUAAUGACAUUUAAAAACCAAAAAAUCUUCUAGUUAUGCCACAUCAUUGCUGACUAUUUUUCAGUUGUGUUAAUGAGUACAAGGAUGUAAAUGCAACAUUUAUCACAGGCAUGAAUAAACAGCUGAGCAGAUCUAAAAAUACCUUCGCUUCAAUUAUAGAAACAGCAUUGAUCAGAUAAAGUAUUAAUUGGGGGAGUAUUUUAUUUAAGCUCUUUGCAUUUUUUCUAGACACCAAACCCAGUUCCAUAACCAGUCUUGCUCAUCUGUUAAAAACAAAAAAAAAAUCAUGACUCAAACUUGUAUUUCCUGUGUGAUCAGAAGUAUUGAUUAAUUGUUCUUGUGGGGGCAUAAGUAAUGCAUAGGCUGCUUAGAAAGUAGUUCAGUAGUUUUAAUAAUGAAAUGAUAAAAUGGUGUGAUAGGCCAUUAUGCUAAGUCUUAAGUGAUGUUCUGGUGUUAGAUGUGAAAGUUUCUCUUAUUUUUUUUUCUUUAAGUGCUGAUAUCUUCCAUUACCUUAUAGCAAUAAGAGAUACUGAAUGGCUGAUCUAUUGCUCAGCCUGUCCUUCUGUCCUGUAUGACUGCUUACUGACAGAACACCUCAACCAUGGAUUUCUUAAUCCAAAGAUUGUUUUAGUCUAAAAAAAAAAAAAUGUGGAUUUGGUCUGUCUUAAUCUGUGCUGUAGAGAAAGAGCUUCAUAGAAUUGAGUUCUGUUUUAGAUGGUCUUUUCACAGAAUUGUAGAAUCCCAGGUUGGAAGGGACCUCAAGGAUCAGCUGAUCCAAAUUUUCUUGGCAAAAGCAUAGUCUAGACAAGAUGGCCCAGCACCCUGUCCAGCCAAAUCUUACAAGUGUCCAGUGUUGGGGAAUCCAACACUUCCCUGGGGAGAUUAUUCCAAUGACUGAUUGUUCUCAUUGUGAAAAAUUUUCCUUUUAAUGAUUUCUACUUGGUGCUGAACUUCUACUGAUGUUUAAAUCAAUGACAGACAGGAGUUGUAUUUAAAUGCAAUGCUUAGGAAUGGAGAACAUGUUCACAAACUCUUAUUUAAAAAACAAAGUGUAAAUUAACUACAGGGUUUUUGUGCAUAAAAACCCCAUGGACCUAUAUGCACUUAGGGUAGUGCUUCCCAUUUCCUCCAAGUCCUACAUCAGAUGAACUCAAUCCCUCUUUUCCACCCCUGCUUGGUUCUCAUUUAAUUUGUUGGCUUCACAACAGAAAUUGUAACUAGUGCAGCACAUAGUUUAGGAUCUGGGGUUUAUUCCAAAGCUCAGUAAAUCACUGAAAGUCUUACAGCUACAGAAAAAUGGUAGUUUGAGCAAAGUCACUCUCUUGAAACACUUUGCUAAAUAAAUAUUGUCUGAAAGAAGAAAGAAACUAAUCUGCUUAGACAGGAUUAAAAUGGUGGAUAAUAAAAACCUGAACUAUUACAUUGACUUACUCAUCCAGGUAUCAUGUGAAGUGCUUACUAAUGUUGGAGUUUCAUAAGGUCUAAAGUAACCCUCACAUAGAAGUGCCUGUAUUCUGUUAUUGCCAUUCUUGAGCUUUUUAAUAGUCAUAGCCAUAUAUUUUAUAAAUAUGAAACAUAUGCACCUUUUAAUCUUUACAUUCAAUUUGCAGAACAAAGGUUUACAGAGCAGAAGUGUAGCAAAAACAAUGUAAUAGUUUCUAUAAUUCCCUGAUGAGGAACGGGAGAAGUACAAAAAUGUGGAGCAAAAGACUAUCUGUGUAAGAUGUCUUAAUUUGGAACCAUAUACUUGUCCAAUUUAAUUCCAUCAAGCUAUGUGGUUACAAGAGUGCCAGAAAUAUAUCUAUCAAGCCAUUUUAAAUAAAAAGUUUUGUGGACUUGUAUAAUCCAUUUGUUUGUAAAACAUCCUUUUGUGCACUGUAAUGAACUUGAAAUGUAACUUAAGUUAUACUCUCAUAUCACUGGACAGAGUACUGUUCAGCUACCUCUACAUAAGGUUGAAGUAAUUUGUUUUUUCCAGAUUUGUUUGCAUUGUCAUAUAAAAUAUAUUUUAAAAAAAUCAUAGUCCAAAGAACCUGUAUGUGUUUGUAGAUGUACUUAUAACUAUGUUGUACCAAUGAAGUCUGUGUGGAGAGUUGUUUCCUAAUUAAAAUUUUUGUGUUCUUUA